Messenger RNA from Bactrocera neohumeralis, 4272 nucleotides. RefSeq lists its product as uncharacterized. Lineage: Eukaryota; Metazoa; Arthropoda; Insecta; Diptera; Tephritidae. Gene Ontology annotation, biological process: positive regulation of cytokinesis. The record is from RefSeq and is a predicted model, not a curated record. Gene Ontology annotation, cellular component: centrosome; spindle pole; microtubule. Bases 514 to 2271 code for a protein of 585 amino acids. The transcript is spliced from 5 exons.
UUUCAGGCGCGCACACGGUGCGCUUUUUUAACGUAAGUGUGAGUGUGUGUGUAUUAGCGCUCGAUUAUAAAUGGCAUGGUAAGCGCCGUGCCAGGCACCAGGCAGCGCAUUCAUGUUUGGCUUCUGACUGCUGACUUUUUCCACGGAAUUUCCUAGUUUGUCUGGUUGGCGGCGCGCAAUUUUGCCUGCGAAGCGCCAGUUGUUGUUUGGCAACACUUGAGCAAAGCAUUCAUUUCCGGCAGAUUUAUUUGUUUCCUGCGAACGUCGUAAGCGCAGCGUAAGCCCUUCAGCCAGCCAUUCGUUCCACACGAAAUUCGCAUCUCGCAUCGUCACACACGGUUUGAAUUGAGGGUUUCCGCUGCAUUUAAUGUGCAAUAAUCCUUUAGUGUGGAAGUGUCAUAGAUUCAAGUGUUGCAGCACCAGCUGCGUCCUAGUGUGCCGCAGUAGUCUCUAGACUCUGUGUGCACUUGUGUGUGUGUGUGUUGUUGUGUGUAUGUGAGCGCAGUUGGCAAAAUGACUACCAGUGAUGAAUUUUGCCGCGAUCAUUAUGAGCAUCCAUUAUUGUGGUGUGACGACAAGAAACGUUUGGUGGAGCGUAAAAACGCGGAGGAGAGUAUGCGUAUGUGGCGGCGUCGCAAGGCUGAGGAAGUGGCGCGCAAAGAGAAGGACAAAGCUGAGUACUACGAACUGUUUGUUAAGCAUUAUCCCUGGGGUCGUCCUGGUGGCGGCGCGCCUAAUUUGGAUAUCAGACGCAAGGACAUCACAGCUGUUGGCCUGCAUUCCACGCCUACUAUUAGCACCAUGCAUCGCCUGAACUGUUGGCAACCCUGUCGCUACAAUGACUACUUCUCGCAACGUAAAAAAUGCCAUGACCCCGCCACCUGCUAUCAUCAUCAUCUACAUCAUCACAUACCACCAUUGCCGCCUGCACCUCCACCGCCAGCACCGCACGUCACCACCCAUACACACACGGUGCAAACCACCAGCGAUGCUUGUCAUCCCGGCGCCGGCGGCGUGCUGACCGUUUGCGAGCGUAGCGUUGGCGAUGUUGGCGUUGGCGCAAAAUUUGUUGGUGGUGCCACCAAGAGCAAUGUGACCGGCAGCAGCAGCGUUGGUGGCAUUGGUGUUGGUCUGGGCGCCACAAAAAACGGUGAGACUUUGCAUAUAACGCUCAAAGAUCACCCAUCUAUGUCGUUUCGCAAUAAAGGACAUCUCGACAUUGAGGUACGCUACAAACCCGGUGCCGCCGCUGCGGGUGGUAAGGGUAAGCCAUUGCUAGAAAAGAUUGUGGUAUCGGAUAGCGAUAAGUGCCCGUUGGCGCAAGGUGUACAGACGCAGCCGUUGUUAAAGGGUUCGCCACGCAAGAAGAGGCUCGUCGCCAAGCUGGAAAAGCCGCUGAGUAAAGAUCCCUGGGGUAAGGCAGGACCUGGCGGUAAACCGUGGCGCAGUCCGAAAGCGGCGGGUAGCACUUUUAUGAAAUCGCUGGGUUGGACGAACAAGGAAAUGCUGAAAGAUCUCGAUCAGGAUAAUCCCGUUACGCCAGCUGAGAAGCCAACAUUCCGUAAAGUGCGCACCAACAAAAAGGUGCAACGUUGCUGUGAGCUCUGCAUUUGCACCUGCCCCGGCAUGGUUACCAAUAAGGGGUGUGGUGGUGGCGCCGUUGCCAUGCCAGCGUUGAAAAAACCACAUCAAAGCUCAUCUAACAAAGGCCAAAGCCAUGCUACUGCAAUAAAUCCACAAACUACAACAACAACUGCCGCUAUAAAACAAAAACACUGCCCACGCUUUGUACGCCAUUGUGAAGCGCCAACUUUGGGCACGAGCAACACGAACAAUACCGAGCCGACCAGUGCCAAUACGGGUGGUGAGGGGGUGGAAUUGGUGCCGUUGUUGGCACGUCGACGCGCCAAUGCACGCCCCGUUAGCCUUUCCAGCACGGAUGUGACCAAGCGCACCGCCUCCAAAGAUAGGUACGCAUGCAACAUGAUUAGUCGUAGCAAAUAUUUGCAACAUUUGCAACAACUACACUGCAACAAUAGCAAUAAUAUCAAUAUCAACAAUAUGAAUAACAGCAACAACAAUAAUAAUAAGACUAGCAGCAGCAUUAGCAAAUGCAAAAUCAAACGCAAUAUUGCCAACAAAAUUUGUAACCUUAGCAAUGCGCUCAGCCACAACAACAACAGCAAUGACAUUAAUAUCAUCAAUAGUAAUGAAAAUAGUAGCAGCGACACUUCAUGUUGCUUAAAGAAAUUCACUUUGCAUAUACGCUAAGCUUUUUAAUAACAUCGGAGUUAUGCUUGAGCUUUCGCUAAGAUUUUUAACGCUAUGAAGGCAAUGUUUAUGCUUUGGCUUAACCUGUUUUCGGGGUAUUAUCAUAGCCGUAAUAGGGACUAAAUUUUUGGGCGUAGUUGAAUUACGUAUGGAAUGGAAGUUAUCGAAAACGGCUUCCAUUCUUUUUUCGUAUAGAGUUCCAGGGUUAAAGCUAUAUAAGCUUAUAGUAAGCUUUUAUACUUUCAAUUAAAUAUUUAGUGAAAUAAUAAACUUUUAAAGUAUAUUUAUUAGUUAGUCGAGCAUUAAAUUAAUUUCAUAUAUAAUUGUUUUUAAGAAAGAACGAGUAAGCUUUUAUUAAAAAAGUUUUUUAUAUUGAAUUUUCACAACCCCUUUCGGCUUCUUUACUUCUCAGCUUGCAAAUAAUACUUCCACCUAAACAAGGGUUAAAAGCUUUUACGAUUGUGAUCAAAACUUUUGACUAAAUGUAAAAAAAAUAAAAGUUUUUUGAAAUUUUUUUCACUUAGAACCUUGAAGUUGCUUGGCUAAGCAAGUUAGUUAAUUUUUGAAGUUAUAUUUUUAAAUACAUAAGUGGUCAGCUGAUAGCUUUAAAGCUUUACUUAUACCCUUUCCAAGUCUUGUUUGUAUAUUGCGAGCAGACUGAGUGCAUUCAAGCUUAUAAUUAUCCACUUUAGUAAGACUUGUGUAAUAAAUAUGCAAAAGCUUUUGCCGAUCAGAGCUUACAUUAAGCGUUUUCAAAGCUUUUUAUCACAUAAUAAUUAAAAGCUCUCUAAAGCUAAAUAUUAUAAUAAUCAGUAUUGAUAAUGAGAUAAGAAUUGUCGCAGGCUUUUAUCACUGAAAAGUUCUAUAAAUAAUAUUAGUAGAGCUUUUCCCUAUCAAAGCUUAUUUUAAUUUUUUUUUAAAGCUAUUCAAGCAAUUAUAAUUAAAGUCAAGGUAAAAUUAACUUAGUUUCGAUAAUUAAUAGAGAUUUUGACAUACUACAUGUCAGACCAGUUGGUUAAAAAAAAAGCUCUGCAUCCUCUCAAGUCUUGUUUGCUUAAGGUGAACAGACUAAUAGCAUUCAGGCUUAUAAUUAUCCAUUUCGAUCAAGCUUUUAUAAUAAAUAUGCAAAGCUUUUGCCGACCAGAGCUUCAAUUGAGCUUUUUUAAAGUUUAUUACUAUAUAAUAAUUAAAAACCUAAAAACUCUCUAUAAUAGUAAUUAUUAUUGAAAGUGAGAUUACAAUUGUUGCAUAAGUUCUAUAAUUAAUAAAAUGUCAGGUUUUGCCGAUCAGAGCUUUUUUAAGCUUUUCAAACUAUGAAAAUUAAAACCAAGUUAAAAUGAAUUUAGUUCUGCUAUAUAAUAGAGAUUUUGCCAUAUAUUGCUGACAAGCAUAUUACAAAAAAAGCUUUGUAGCUUUACUAAUACUCUCUUCAAGUCUUGCUUGCAUAUGGUCAGCAGACUUAGCGCAUAAAGGCUUAUAAUUAUUCACUUCGAUUACGCUUGCGUAAUAAAUAAGAAAAUGCUUUUGCCUUACAGUGCUUUUUUUUUAGAGCUUUUCAAGCAUUUGUAAUUAAAACCCGUCUAAAUCUAUAUAUUAUAAAAAGAUAUAAUUGCAAAUUAUAUUACAAUUGACGCAGACUCUUGUCUAUGGAAAUUCCUAUAAUUACUAAUAGUAGAGCUUUUGCCUUGAACGCUUAUUUUAAGCUUUUCAAGCAGUGGAUGUUAAUGAAGGAGAACAGUUAAAAGAGUUAAAAAAUAUUGUAGCCAUUAUAAUAAGAAAUCUCUUCUAUCAUACUUUUACAUUAACCCAUCACUUUUAUAUAUAUUAUCAUACAUAUACUAUACUUAAAAGCAUAUACCCAACUCAUGUAGCUCAACACAUAACCAAAUAUUUGCACAGAAAAAACUUGACUUAUGAAUUUUCUUAAUAUUCAAAACUAGCGUUGCUUAUUGGUUUGUUUUUUCAUUUGUUUAAUUUUUCGUAAAAUUACAACAACAAAAA